GCAGUCGUACAAAACCUUUCUUCCUUCUGUGGAGGUCCAAGUCUAACCCUAGCCAGCCGUCAGCCCCCUUCUCACCAAGCGGCGAAUACUCUCGGCGUUGGCGUCGGCAGCCCGCGAUCGUCGCUCGCUGCGGCAGGGCCUUGCGGUGGGCCCCGACGAAGGUUUGGGAAUUAUUGAGGUCUGGGCAGGGAGUAUACAAUACAGUAUGGCUGGGGAUAACGCAGAUGCGGCAACCAAGGAGAUGGAGGCAUUGAAAGUUGGGCAGGAUCAAGGGACCAAAGAGAAUUUGAAUAAGGCUGUUAGUGUAGAAUCGGAUAGCAAUGGUGGGGCUCCUGGAGCUCAGUCCUCAGUACCAGAGGAUGAUGAUGAAUUGCAAGUGGAUGGCCCAUCUCAAGACGGAGGAGCAGCGGCUGCAAAGAAGAAAAAGAAGAAAAGCAAGGCCAAAAAGAAGAAAGACCCCCUUCAGCAGACAGAUCCUCCGUCAAUCCCUGUUGAUGAGCUUUUCCCUUCAGGAGAUUUUCCUGAGGGUGAAAUCCAGCAAUACAAGGAUGAUAACUUAUGGAGAACAACUAGUGAAGAAAAGAGAGAACUGGAACGGCUACAAAAGCCGAUGUACAAUUCUGUUCGCCGAGCGGCAGAAGUUCAUAGACAGGUGCGGAAAUACAUGAGGAGCAUCGUGAAGCCUGGUAUGUUAAUGAUUGAACUAUGCGAAACUUUGGAAAACAUGGUUCGGAAGCUUAUCAAGGAAAAUGGACUGCAAGCUGGUAUUGCCUUUCCAACAGGAUGCUCCUUGAAUUGGGUUGCAGCUCACUGGACUCCAAAUUCUGGUGAUAAAACUGUACUGCAAUAUGAUGAUGUGAUGAAGCUGGAUUUUGGGACACAUAUAGAUGGGCUCAUAGUUGAUUGUGCAUUUACUGUUGCAUUCAAUCCCAUGUAUGAUCCAUUGCUUCAGGCAACGAGAGAUGCCACAAAUACUGGAAUCAAGGAAGCUGGAGUAGAUGCACGGCUUUGUGAUGUCGGUGCUGCAAUCCAAGAAGUCAUGGAGUCAUAUGAGGUUGAAAUUAAUGGGAAAGUUUUCCAAGUAAAAAGUGUGCGAAACCUCAAUGGACACAGCAUUGGACCAUACCAAAUCCAUGCUGGAAAAUCGGUUCCAAUUGUAAAAGGUGGAGAGCAAACAAAAAUGGAGGAGGGUGAAUUUUAUGCCAUUGAAACUUUUGGAUCUACAGGGAAGGGUUUUGUCAGGGAAGACAUGGAAUGCAGUCACUACAUGAAGAACUUUGAUGUUGGGCAUGUACCAUUGAGGGUAGCGAAAGCCAAGCAACUACUUGGGACAAUCAACAACAACUUUGGAACGCUUGCUUUUUGCCGCCGGUACUUGGACCGGAUUGGUGAGACCAAGUAUCUCAUGGCACUGAAAAAUCUAUGUGAUGUUGGCAUUGUCCAGCCCUACCCUCCGUUAUGUGAUGUGAGGGGAAGUUAUGUAUCUCAAUUCGAGCAUACCAUCUUACUCCGGCCGACCUGUAAAGAAGUCAUAUCGAGAGGUGAUGACUACUGAUGGGUGCUGCAGAUUCUGCUCUCUGUACCGGUUGCCUGCGCAAUUAGUGUGCACCAUCCUGGGCAACCUGUGUUCUUUAUGGAUUAAAUGACACAUCAAGAUCAGACAAAUAAUGUUGCAGCAUGUUUACACUUUCUUGUUUUCUCAGUUGAAAUUGUGGAACUGGUUUGUAAGAAUUGCUACCUUGUUGUAUUUUGCUGUAUUCCUCUAUAAAAGAUGAGUCUACCAUUCAAACAGUACAAA
This is a messenger RNA of Brachypodium distachyon (stiff brome), 1798 nucleotides long. RefSeq names its product methionine aminopeptidase 2B. Gene Ontology annotation, molecular function: metalloaminopeptidase activity. Gene Ontology annotation, biological process: proteolysis. The coding region runs from base 206 to 1555 and encodes 449 amino acids. The transcript has 13 exons. The record is from RefSeq and is a predicted model, not a curated record. NCBI's taxonomy places the organism in Eukaryota, Viridiplantae, Streptophyta, Magnoliopsida, Poales, Poaceae.